AUGCCAAGGGUUACAGCCCUGGCUUCUGGUGAAAAUCAGCCGUUGAUUGCAAUCGCCAUUCCUAAUAAGAUUAUGUUCUGGAAUAUUAUUGAAAAUAAUUUUGUAGGAGAAUUUGUAUUUUCGGAGAAGGAUGCCAAGGCAGUUGUUGAGAAGAAAGAAGUAGGUGUGUUUAGUAGUCCAACAGGCACUGGUAAAACACUCUCACUUUUAUGCACAGCCAUGAAUUUUAUACAAAAUGACGAGACAGACGAUUUAUACUCAUUACUGAAUAGAAAAUCACGGACCAAAAUAUAUUAUUGUUCCAGAACCCAUUCCCAGCUGAAUCAGGUAAUUAAUGAGCUAAAAACAAAUAGGUUCAAUUACAAAACUGUAAUUUUGGGUUCUAGAUCGGUUUUAUGCAUUAAUGAGAAGAUUGACACUAUAAAAAUGGGAAUUGAUGCAAUUAAUGACAAGUGUAGGGAGUUACAAAGAUUGAACAAAUGUGAGUAUCGUUGCAAGAGUAUUAGAAGUCCCGAUGAUCUAUAUUACAGUAAUCUGAGCAUGGAUAUAGAGGAAAUUAGGCUUGAGGGCAAAGCAAAUAAAUUUUGUCCAUAUUACUACUCAAAAGAUAGAGGUGCUGAGUGUGAGAUUGUUCUUCUGACCUACAACUUAUUAUUUACUAAGGAAGGUAGACUGAGCGCUGGUAUAGAUCUAGAAGACAAAAUAUUAAUUGUGGAUGAAGCACAUAACAUCCAUGAGACCAUCAUACAGCUGAAUUCUGUAGAUAUAAAGUGGAUUGAAAUCAGAAGAAUAUUAUAUUCGAAGGGAAUUUCUAAAGAAUUAAAAUUAAUUAUAGAAAGACUUUUGGAAUUCUAUAAGAGGGAGUUUAGUGAUAAGAAAGGUGAAUUCAACAGGGAAUCAAGGACAAAUGAAAAAGUAUACAAAAUUUGUAAGUUUUUAAAAGAAACAAAGCUGAUUGAUUUCAACAUGUUAGAGAUUGAUGAAUAUAUUCGAACUCAAAGAAUUGCACAGAAGAAUGAUUUAAACUCCAUCUUUGAAUUUUCUAAAUUUCUAAAACUACUAACUUUUAGCGAAGACAAUUCAAUCGUGGUUUCUAAUCAAAAUUUUAUUAGAUUCACACCAUUGGAUCCAAAAUUAUACUUUGAAGAACUAAAAAAAUGCAGAUCUAUUUUGUUUGCAGGAGGUACCAUGGAGCCAGUCGAACAAAUACAGCAAAUCUUCCCUGAGUUGAAGUAUUUUAGCUAUAACACCAUCAACGACAGAUUUCUACCACUUAUAGUACCUGAGACAGUUAGUAAAAAGCCCAUAUCAUUAACUUACUCUGAAAGAAAUGAAUUGAUCGAUGAUGUUAUCAACACUUUGAUUACCCUGACAAACCCUAUUCAAUCUGGGGGGAUAGUAGUUUUUGUACCUUCAAAGCAGUAUCUUUCGAUGAUCAGAAACAGUUCUAAAGUGGUGUAUUUUAAGAGAGAUAUUCUAUUUGAAGAUCAGUCGACGCUUGAUCAGUUUAAAAAAUCACCAAAUAUUUUGGUGGCUGUGAUGGGAGGGAAGCUCAGUGAGGGAAUAAACUUUUCUGAUGAUCUAUGCCGACUGCUUAUCAUCAUGGGCGUGCCCUAUCCCACCAAGACUGUUGAAUUUGAAGAGAGGAAUAAAUUCAAUCCAGAUUAUGGAACCAAUGCUGCAAUGAAGUUAGUAAAUCAGGCCCUUGGAAGGGCUGUAAGACAUAAAGAAGACUAUUCUGCUAUGGUUUUAUUAGAUAGUAGAUAUUUGUGUUUAAAGGCAAAGCUUAGCCCAUGGAUUCUCAAGCGAAUAGCCGUAGCGAGCUGUGUGGAAGCAAUGGUCAAAAUAAAAACAUUUCUUACAUCUCAGAGUUGA
Medioppia subpectinata is the source of this 1875-nucleotide messenger RNA. NCBI's taxonomy places the organism in Eukaryota, Metazoa, Arthropoda, Arachnida, Sarcoptiformes, Oppiidae. The record is from the annotation of a GenBank genome assembly.